UAAACAAGUGCGUUCCUUACCCUCUCUUUUUUUUCCCUUUUAUACUAAAAAGAUAAAUAAAUAAUAUAUACAUAAAAGAUGGGCAUUAGUUUUUCUUCAAUUUUCUCAGAGCUCUUUGGUAAGAGAGAGAUGCGUAUUCUCAUGGUUGGUCUUGAUGCCGCCGGUAAGACUACCAUCUUGUAUAAGCUCAAGUUGGGUGAGAUUGUGACAACUAUUCCUACAAUUGGUUUCAAUGUUGAGACCGUUGAAUACAAGAACAUUUCUUUCACUGUUUGGGAUGUUGGAGGACAAGACAAGAUUCGUCCUCUUUGGAGACAUUACUUCCAAAACACUCAAGGCAUCAUUUUCGUGGUUGACUCUAAUGAUCGUGAUCGUAUCUCAGAAGCUCGUGAUGAACUUCAACGUAUGUUGAACGAAGAUGAACUUCGCGAUGCUCUCUUACUCGUAUUUGCUAACAAGCAAGAUUUACCCAACGCCAUGAACGCUGCUGAGAUCACUGAUAAACUCGGUCUCCAUUCUCUUCGUAACAGACAUUGGUACAUCCAAACUGCCUGUGCUACAAGUGGUGAUGGUCUUUAUGAAGGUUUAGAAUGGUUAUCUGCCAACUUGAAGAAGCGUAGUUAAAUAAUUUCCUCUAAAAUCCCCCCUCCAAAAUGCUGUAUAUUAAGAAUACAUUAAAAACAAAAACCCUAAAAAAAAAAACCCCUUUUUUAUAUAAAACAUAUACACACCAACAAAUUGAGAGAGGUUUGUUUAAACCCUCUUCUUAUAAAUGACACGUGUUUUUUUAUAAAAAAUAAAUAAAAAAAUAUCCCACACACAAUA
Mucor mucedo is the source of this 825-nucleotide messenger RNA. RefSeq names its product ADP-ribosylation factor. The transcript has 4 exons. Gene Ontology annotation, molecular function: GTP binding; GTPase activity. Gene Ontology annotation, biological process: intracellular protein transport; vesicle-mediated transport. Lineage: Eukaryota; Fungi; Mucoromycota; Mucoromycetes; Mucorales; Mucoraceae. The record is from RefSeq and is a predicted model, not a curated record. Bases 79 to 624 code for a protein of 181 amino acids. Gene Ontology annotation, cellular component: cytoplasm; plasma membrane.